GAUAAAACCCUAGUGAAAACAAAAAAGUAUCGCCGGGGCUAGCUAGGCUCGAACUCAUACUCGCAUGCGUUGUUUUCUUCUUAUAGCUCUAUCAACACAUUCCUUUGGUCACAAUUUCUUAUCUCCUCUCACUACUCUCCGUUCCGCUCACUCAACCCUAUCCCACGCGUUCACGCGCCGCCCCCCCUACACGACGAUUCAAAUGGAGGAGACUCUCCGUAAAGCCCUAGCCGAGAAGCAAUCGGCCGUGGAUUCACAAGGCAACGCCGUUCGUGCUCUCAAGGCUGCCAAAGCCGCCAAGGCCGAUGUUGAUGCCGCAAUCGAAGCCCUCAACGGGUUGAAGCUCGAGAAGGCCUCGAUCGAGAAGCAGCUCCAGGCUACCGUCUCCGGCGGCGGUGGCGAUGGGUCGCUCAACAGGGAAGCUUUCCGGCAAACCGUGAAUAACACGCUCGAGCGGCGGCUGUUUUACAUUCCGUCGUUCAAAAUCUACCGCGGCGUUGCUGGGCUUUACGAUUACGGGCCUCCCGGUUGUGCCAUCAAGUCCAACGUCCUCGGUUUCUGGCGCCAGCAUUUCGUGCUUGAGGAGAACAUGCUGGAAGUUGAUUGCCCAUGUGUCACACCUGAGGUUGUCCUGAAGGCAUCUGGGCAUGUUGAUAAAUUCACUGACCUUAUGGUCAAGGAUGAGAAAACGGGCACCUGCUACCGUGCUGACCACUUGCUCAAGGACUUUUGCAAUGAGAAGCUUCAGAAAGACCUUAGCAUAACUGCAGAGAAGGCAGCAGAACUGAAACAUGUACUUGCAGUCUUGGAUGAUCUCUCAUCUGAAGAGCUGGGUGCAAAGAUCAAGGAGUAUGGCAUUACAGCUCCAGACACAAAGAAUCCACUGUCUGAUCCGUAUCCAUUCAACUUAAUGUUUCAAACAUCGAUAGGCCCAUCUGGCUUGAGUCCUGGGUAUAUGCGUCCUGAAACUGCGCAAGGCAUAUUUGUUAAUUUUAAAGACUUGUACUAUUACAAUGGUAACAAGCUCCCCUUUGCUGCAGCUCAAAUUGGUCAGGCUUUCAGGAAUGAGAUUUCUCCUCGCCAAGGCCUUUUGAGAGUCCGUGAGUUCACCCUGGCUGAGAUUGAGCACUUUGUAGAUCCUGAAAACAAGUCCCACCCAAAAUUUUCAGAAGUCGCUAACUUGGAGUUUUUAAUGUUCCCAAGAGAAGAACAAAUGUCUGGCCAUUCAGCAAAGAAAAUUCCACUGGGUGAAGCAGUUUCAAGGGGAAUUGUCAACAAUGAAACUCUCGGCUACUUUAUUGGGAGAGUAUAUCUGUUCUUAACUCGCCUUGGUAUAGAUGAAGACCGUUUACGGUUCCGGCAGCAUCUCGCAAAUGAAAUGGCCCAUUAUGCAGCUGACUGUUGGGAUGCUGAGAUUGAGAGUUCCUACGGAUGGAUUGAAUGUGUUGGUAUUGCAGAUAGGUCUGCAUAUGACUUGCGUGCUCAUACGGAUAAAAGCGGUGUUGCGCUUGUGGCUCAAGAAAAAUUCUCGGAACCUAGAGAAGUGGAGAAACUAGUCAUCAAUCCAGUGAAAAAAGAGCUGGGUCUUGCAUUCAAGGGGAACCAAAGGAUGGUGGUUGAAGCUUUGGAGGCAAUGAAUGAAAAAGAAGCUUUGGAAAUGAAGGCCACUUUAGAAUCCAAGGGGGAGACUGAGUUUUUGGUGUGCACACUUGGGAAAAAUGUAACUAUAACAAAGAACAUGGUCACAAUUUCAAAGGAGAUUAAGAAAGAACACCAGAGAGUUUUUACACCAUCUGUGAUCGAGCCAUCUUUUGGCAUUGGGAGGAUAAUAUAUUGCCUCUAUGAACAUUCUUUCUACACGAGGCCAAGUAAAGCUGGGGAUGAGCAGUUAAAUGUUUUCCGUUUCCCGCCUCUUGUUGCACCUAUUAAAUGCACAGUUUUCCCACUUGUUCAGAAUCAACAAUAUGAGGAGGUUGCUAAAGUCAUUUCUCAAUCAUUGACUACAGCUGGAAUCUCACAUAAGAUUGACAUUACAGGGACAUCAAUUGGUAAACGAUAUGCAAGGACUGAUGAACUUGGGGUACCCUUUGCAAUCACUGUUGAUUCAACGUCCUCAGUGACAAUCCGGGAGAGGGACAGCAAGGAUCAAAUCCGUGUUGAUGUGGAACGGGCAGCAUCAGUCAUUAAGGAGGUGACUGAUGGACGGACGACAUGGGCCGAUGUGUGGUCUACUUUCCCCCAUCAAUCUUCUGCAUCCGCUGAUGAUGAAUAGUGAGGGCCGAAUAAUUUCCAAUUUGGAGUUCUUACUCUUUUCUUUUUCUUUUUUUUCCUUUUUUGGUAAGUGGAGUUGUCUUGCAUUAAAAAGCCUAUAAUGUUUUUGUUUGGUUUUUUUUUUUUUUUUUGGGCGGGAUUGGUUACAACCAAUUAAAGUGAUACCAAUUUUUAAAUCUAUUCAGCUAGACAAUUAUGUUGUAGCUA
Messenger RNA from Quercus robur (English oak), 2478 nucleotides. RefSeq names its product glycine--tRNA ligase, mitochondrial 1-like. The coding region runs from base 65 to 2272 and encodes 735 amino acids. Gene Ontology annotation, molecular function: ATP binding; glycine-tRNA ligase activity. The transcript has 9 exons. Lineage: Eukaryota; Viridiplantae; Streptophyta; Magnoliopsida; Fagales; Fagaceae. Gene Ontology annotation, cellular component: mitochondrion; cytoplasm. Gene Ontology annotation, biological process: mitochondrial glycyl-tRNA aminoacylation. The record is from RefSeq and is a predicted model, not a curated record.